GUUCAUUACAGUCUCUGGUUUUAGCUGUGUUGUAGCUAAGCUAGUUAACUCUUCUCUAGCUCCCUCCUCCUGAACUUUGGACCUCCGUCUCUGGGCUUUAAUGGCCGGCUUAGCCCUGAAACUCUCCGCUCCCUGGCGUUUUGUCAAAUUAAGAAGCCUGGCAAGAUUCUCCAGCAUUCCCAGUCUGAAGUUCCACACCACAGCCUCUCCUCUGAUGAGUGCAACAGUAGAGCAGUUUGAGCAAGCCAAAGGCAGACUGUCGACACUGAAGAACGACCCGGGGAACGAAGUCAAACUGCAGAUCUACGCCCUCUUCAAACAGGCCACUCAGGGUCCCUGCAACACCCCCAAACCAGGCAUGCUGGACUUCGUCAACAAGGUCAAAUGGGACGCGUGGAAAUCCCUGGGCUCCAUAUCGCAGGAGGAUGCCAGGCAGAAGUACUGCGACCUGGUUGGCUCUCUGGUCACUGCAGAAGGUGGAAGCUCCGCCCAGGUGGCCGCACAGCCUGCUGCGAGCGGGUCAACGUACGAGACGCUGCUGGUCACCACGGAGGAUAAGAUCACCACCAUCAAACUGAACCGACCGGCCAAGAAAAACGCCAUCACCUCCGGGAUGUACGAUGAGAUUGUUGCAGCUCUGGCGCAGGCAGCUAAAGACGACUCGGUCAUCACCGUUAUAACUGGUGCUGGUGAUUACUACAGCAGCGGAAACGAUCUGAGUAACUUCACUAAGAUCCCCGAGGAGGGGGUGGAGCAGCUGGCCAAAAGUUCAGCAGAGCUGCUCAGGAGGUACGUGAGUGCCUACAUCGACUUCCCGAAGCCGCUGGUCGCCGUGGUGAACGGACCGGCUGUAGGAAUCUCAGUCACGGUGUUGGGACUGUUUGACCUGGUCUACGCGUCAGAGAGGGCCACCUUCCACACUCCGUUCAGUCAGCUGGGUCAGAGCGCUGAGGGCUGCUCGUCCUACACCUUCCCCAAGAUCAUGGGCCACGCAAAGGCCACUGAGAUGCUGCUGUUCAACAAGAAGCUGACGGCGGCUCAGGCGUCUGAGCUCGGUCUGGUCACCGAGGUUUUCCCUGAAAGCAGCUUCCAGUCUGAGGUUUGGACCCGACUGAAGAGCUACGCCAAGCUGCCUCCCAAGUCCCUCACCUACUCCAAACAGCUGAUCCGGUCGACAGAUAAAGAGCGUCUGCACGCGGUGAACGAUGCAGAGGUGGAGCGUCUUACGGAGCGCUGGCUCUCAGAUGAGUGUAUGAACGCCAUCAUGACCUUCUUCCAGGCCAAGGCCAAGCUCUGAGAGAGACGUGUGUGAGUGUGUGUGACGGAGAGAGAUAGAGAGAGAGUGUGUUUCUGACAUAAUCAGGUGAAGAUAAAUAAUAAUUUAAAAAUGUCGUGAACUGACAUAGAGACAGAACUCAAACACAACUUUAAUUAAUGUGUACAAUAGACUGUAAUUAAGAACUGGAGCCAGUGAAGAAGAGCCUUACACCUGCAGUAUUUCUUCUGACCAACAGGGGGUCUGAUUGUAUAGAAGUCUAGGAUCAAUUUUACUAAUCAUUUUAUUUGAUCUCUAGUUUCAAGUCUUUUUUCAACACAGCAUGAUUUAGAGUCAAAGAGACCAGAAAGAGGGGGCGGGGUUAGGUGUGGGGCUUCCUCUGAUUGAUAGGUGGCUUACAUGGGAAACUAAAUGUUUAGUUCAGGGUUAGGUUGAUCCAAAAGAAGCAAGAAGGAGAGGAAUGUUCAUCAUGGGUGAGACGAUGUACAUAUCUCACCAGACGAGACGAUAUCUUAAUAUCUUUUAAGAAAACUUUGACGACAAGAGAUACGACUUGAAAAAAACAGUCUUUCAUUCCUUUGAAAUGCAAACAGGCGUGCGUGCAUGCGGGCGCACUGGCUGAACAUGCAGUGUGUGAGUCUGACAAAACAAACUGUUUGUUCAAAACUGUGUCUUCAGUUUUUGGAGCAAACACAGCGCUCAAUAACGGAUUUUACAGCUGCUCUAACAUUCGGUGUCUGAUGGAUGUUAUACACAGCCACCAGCUGAUACAUGCACGAUAAAUACAGACAUGGGGAGAUUCAACAGAGAAGCUCCUGUAUUAGUUUCAGUUUAAGAUAAAAACUCUUUACUCUUGUUUUGUCUGCAUAGGCUGUUCACCUUCCAAAUCUAAUAGCUAACGUGAAAUAUCGACGCUCAUAACUUGGGACUUCCUAACCCGUAUCUCAUCUUUAGCUCCGCCCUCUUGUCCAGAUAAACGAGAUGGUGUCAGCCAAAUUAACAAACUUGCUUCAAAACCGUCCUCGGAUCAACAGGUGACAUCAUGUUGACGUCGUCCGCUUCUUUUAUGCAGUUUAUUCUUACAUGCUCUUUUCUUUCUUUUUCAUCAUGUCAACAGUUGACGUGCAGAUUUUACUGCAGUUCUCUGAAACAGAGUCACCAGAAGCUUCCAUGUUAAUCUUUUUAUUUGUAUCUAACACCAAUGGUUUGUCAGAUUUUCAGUCCUGCAGACCCUGCUGCUUGAUAACCAUCACUUUGACAGACUGUCGCUGUAACAAACCUGCCUUCAUUCUCUGCAGCCUUCUUCUUUUUAAACAACAUUUAUUUCACUUUUAUCAGACUGUGAACUCGCACCUCGAUCUAACAUCUGUAAUGUUUGCAAAUGUGAUGAAUGUUAAGAAACACAAAGGACUCAGUUGAUGUUUGAGACUCUGUUGAUGGGGAAAGUGCCUUUCAACACUUCAUAACAUCUGUGAGAGUGACGGCUUCAAAUCUGAUCUUUGUCCCUUGUUUUCUCCAUUGAUCAAUAAAAGACCAGAAUAUGUAACAAUUUAAA
This is a messenger RNA of Labrus mixtus (cuckoo wrasse), 2831 nucleotides long. It is a transcript of the gene eci2, whose product is annotated as enoyl-CoA delta isomerase 2. The record is from RefSeq and is a predicted model, not a curated record. The transcript is spliced from 11 exons. NCBI's taxonomy places the organism in Eukaryota, Metazoa, Chordata, Actinopteri, Labriformes, Labridae. Gene Ontology annotation, molecular function: fatty-acyl-CoA binding. Bases 101 to 1297 code for a protein of 398 amino acids.